Molecule: messenger RNA, 1593 nt
Organism: Mycena indigotica
Lineage: Eukaryota; Fungi; Basidiomycota; Agaricomycetes; Agaricales; Mycenaceae
Exons: 3
Coding region: 1-1593 (530 amino acids)
Biological process (GO): ribosomal small subunit export from nucleus; ribosomal small subunit biogenesis
Cellular component (GO): cytosol; nucleus; preribosome, small subunit precursor
Source: RefSeq, a predicted model, not a curated record
AUGCCGCCAAAAUCUAUAUUCCGCCAGCCUGGGGCUCAACACUUUCAGCUGGUUCACCGUUCUCAGCGCGAUCCGCUAAUCCAUGACCCGGAUGCAAGCAAACAUGUUCUCAAACCAAUCGCUCGCAAAGGGCAGUCUCGUGCCGAUUUGGAGGACUUGGUCACUGACUCCGACCGCACUCGCAAUAUUGGCGAAGCAUCCCUUUACGGAAUCUACUAUGAUGAUUCGGAGUAUGAUUAUAUGCAACAUCUGCGCACGGUUGGAAUCCAAGAGGAGGGCGUGGAAAGUGUCCUUAUUGAGGCACCGUCGGCACGCAAAGCAAAGGGCAAAGAAAAAGACCAAGGAAUCUCACUGAAAGAUUUACCUGACGGUGUCCUCGCCUCCAAGACGGAACUGCCACGUAACUACGAGUCUCAGCAAGCUAUUCCUGCUAGCAUAUCGGGCUUCCAGCCCGACAUGGAUCCCCAUCUGCGACAAGUUCUUGAAGCACUUGAAGACGAUGCUUUCGUUGAUGAGGGGCUGGAAGACGAUUUUUUCGGGGAGCUCGUUGGGGAUGGCGAGCGUGGAAGUGACGAGGAGGUUGAUUUUGAGUUUUCAGAAGAGGGACUCACGAAGGGUGUGGAUGUGGAGGAGGUUGGUGAUGAUGCGGGAUGGGAGGAGCGUUUCUCUCGGUUCAAAAAGGCUCAAGCAGGUCAAGGCCCGAGAAGUGACGAUGGGUAUGACGAUUCUGAGGGCGGAGAUACCAUUGGACGACUUCCUGAGAUGUCAGUAAUAGGUGGCAAAGGAAAGCGGCGGAGGAAAGGUACCAGCGACGCGUCUGGCUAUAGCAUGAGCAGCUCUUCCAUGUAUCGCAACGAGGCUCUGCAGACUUUAGACGAGAGAUUUGACCAAAUGAUCCUGAAGCAGUAUAACUCUGACGAGGAAUCGGAUACCGAACCAUCUGCAGAUGAACCCGAAGAAGAGGACGACGACGAAGCGCCGCAACUCAUAACCUCCCGAGACGACUUUGAGUCGAUGAUGGAUGAAUUCCUCAACGACUAUGAGAUUCUGGGCCGCAAAAUGAAACCCAAGUUGGAAGGAGACGACGGAGCUGCGAAGCUAGAGACCCUUAGGCGUGCGAUGGGCCAAGAUGAGCGUGUUCGUAUUGAAUCAGGCGAGGUUGAUGAGGUUGAAGAUAUUCUGAUGCCAUUGGACAUCGACGACCGGAAAGACCGUUGGGACUGUGAAACAAUACUAACUACAUACUCAAAUCUUGAAAACCAUCCUCGUCUUAUUCGGGCUCGAGACGGCGAGACACGCAAGACACAGGUCGUUCCCAAAAUUCAUCUGGACUCUCGGACCGGAAUGCCGAUAGUUAUCUCGAAUGCUGAAUCAGAAUCCUCUGAUGACGAAAACGAACGUCGACAUAUCGGAACGCUCAAACGCGACCGAAAUGAAUCCAAAGAGGCUAAAAAGGCGAGGAAACAAGCCGUCAAAGAAGAGAGGCAGACGCGCAGAGCGGAGAAAAAGGCAACAAAAGAAAUGUUUGGAGCGGAGCUACAGACACAAAAGAAGGCGUUGAACAACAAGGAGCGCAAGCUCAAGAGCUUGUGA